Molecule: messenger RNA, 516 nt
Organism: Limulus polyphemus (Atlantic horseshoe crab)
Lineage: Eukaryota; Metazoa; Arthropoda; Merostomata; Xiphosura; Limulidae
Exons: 1
Source: RefSeq, a predicted model, not a curated record
GUAGCUGGUAAAGUGGUUGGGAAGAAAAGUGACUCGGAGUGGACUUGGUGGUUGAAAAUACCGGCAGUGAAAGAUAAGCAUGGCUCAAAUCUGGCAGUGAAAGAUAAGCAUGGCUCAAAUCUGGCAAUGAAAGAUAAACAUGGCUCAAAUCUGGCAGUGAAAGAUAAACACGGCUCAAAUCUGGCAGUGAAAGAUAAACAUGGCUCAAAUCUGGCAGUGAAAGAUAAACACGGCUCAAAUCUGGCAGUGAAAGAUAAGCACGGCUCAAAUCUGGCAGUGAAAGAUAAACACGGCUCAAAUCUGGCAAUGAAAGAUAAACAUGGCUCAAAUCUGGCAGUGAAAGAUAAACAAGGCUCAAAUCUGGCAGUAAAAGAUAAACAUGGCUCAAAUCUGGCAGUGAAAGAUAAACACGGCUCAAAUCUGGCAGUGAAAGAUAAACACGCCUCAAAUCUGGCAGUGAAAGAUAAGCACGGAUUAAAUCUGGCAGUGAAAGAUAAACAUGUUAUAUACAGUAGA